Molecule: messenger RNA, 1447 nt
Organism: Orbicella faveolata
Lineage: Eukaryota; Metazoa; Cnidaria; Anthozoa; Scleractinia; Merulinidae
Product: solute carrier family 25 member 3-like
Biological process (GO): mitochondrial phosphate ion transmembrane transport
Cellular component (GO): mitochondrial inner membrane
Molecular function (GO): phosphate transmembrane transporter activity
Source: RefSeq, a predicted model, not a curated record
GCUUCCUCUUUAACGUGGAAAUCAAACGAGGUUUGAGCCUCGUGUAAAGGGGAUUCUAUUUACUGAUUUGUGUCGUUCUUCGCCGUAAAAGACAAGAUGUUUUCCAGAUUUUCCGAAACAGCAAAGAACAGUCCGUUCGCGGCUCCAUUCAGUGUAGCGAAAUGUUCAUCAGAGUCAACUCCAGCGCCCAGGCGGCGAACAAGAGUCAUGGCGUCUCCGAAUACCGAUGGUGACCAGUACAGCUGUGAGUUUGGCAGUGCAACAUAUUACGCAUAUUGUGGGUUUGGUGGAAUCCUAAGCUGUGGUCUUACUCAUACUGCCGUCGUGCCACUUGAUCUCGUCAAAUGCAGAAUUCAGGUGGACCCAGGGAAGUAUGGUAACAUUGUGAAAGGUUUCAAAGUCACAGUAAAAGAAGAUGGAUUACGAGGACUCUCCAAGGGUUGGGCCCCGACUUUUAUUGGUUAUUCUAUGCAGGGGCUGUGCAAGUUUGGCUUCUAUGAAGUAUUUAAGAUCCUUUAUGGUAAUAUGCUUGGUGAGGAAAAGAGCUACCUGUUCCGAACCUCUCUGUACCUCGCCGCAUCAGCUAGUGCAGAGUUCUUCGCCGACAUUGCCCUGGCUCCGAUGGAAGCUGUUAAAGUCCGUAUCCAGACACAGCCUGGCUGGGCCAACACCCUGCGAGAGGGAGCUCCCAAGCUGUGGGCAGAGGAGGGAAUCAGGGGGUUCUACAAAGGCCUUCCUCCCUUGUGGAUGAGACAGAUUCCAUACACCAUGAUGAAGUUUGCUUGCUUUGAGCGCACUGUUGAGUUUCUGUACAAACACGUUGUACCCAAGCCAAGGAGCGAGUGCUCCAAACCUGAGCAACUUGUUGUCACAUUUGCAGCUGGUUACAUUGCUGGUGUUUUCUGUGCUAUUGUAUCUCAUCCUGCUGACACAGUGGUGUCCAAGCUCAAUAACGAUGUCGGAAGCACGCCUAUUCAAGCUGCGCGUGAGUUGGGAAUGAAAGGUCUGUGGAAGGGACUCGGUCCUCGUAUCAUCAUGAUUGGUACUCUGACAGCCCUGCAGUGGUUCAUCUACGACUCAGUGAAGGUGUUCUUCCGCCUUCCCCGUCCCCCACCCCCAGAGGAACCCGAGAGCCUCAAGAAGAAACGCCUCUUGAAGCAGGCUCAACAAGCGGCCUAAAAUUUGAAUCGGCUUUCUAUCCUUUUCUGACCCGUGUGGAUAAUACAGCUCCAGAUGUAACGCACGUGUAUUUAAUAUUAAUUAAGGAAAUGAACAGUGACCGGAUUUAAGUGCCUGUACUCUGCAGAUCUCGUAUAGCACUUGUAUAGAUCUGCGAGAAGUUGAAUCAUAUAUGAUGCGUGGUAUUUGCGUAGUGAAAUUGAAUAGCUGUACUCGUUUUUAUGGUCAACUGGAUUUGACAAUAGUAAAGCUACUUUUACUACUUUCC